AUGGUUUCUAAGCUGAGCCAGCUGCAGACGGAGCUCCUGGCUGCCCUGCUCGAGUCCGGCCUGAGCAAAGAGGCUCUGAUCCAGGCCUUGGGGGAGCCAGGGCCCUACCUGAUGGUUGGAGACGGUCCCCUGGACAAGGGGGAGUCCUGCGGUGGGAGUCGAGGGGACCUGACCGAGCUGCCCAAUGGCCUGGGGGAACCGCGUGGCUCCGAAGACGACACGGAUGACGAUGGGGAAGACUUCGCGCCACCCAUCCUUAAAGAGCUGGAGAACCUCAGCCCAGAGGAGGCAGCCCACCAGAAAGCCGUGGUGGAGUCACUUCUUCAGGAGGACCCAUGGCGCGUGGCAAAGAUGGUGAAGUCCUACCUGCAGCAGCACAACAUCCCCCAGCGGGAGGUGGUCGACACCACCGGCCUCAACCAGUCCCACCUGUCACAGCACCUCAACAAGGGCACCCCCAUGAAGACGCAGAAGCGGGCCGCUCUGUACACCUGGUACGUCCGCAAGCAGCGAGAGGUGGCACAGCAAUUCACCCACGCGGGGCAGGGCGGACUGAUCGAAGAGCCCACAGGCGAUGAGCUGCCAACCAAAAAGGGGCGGAGGAACCGGUUCAAGUGGGGUCCCGCGUCCCAGCAGAUCCUGUUCCAGGCUUAUGAGAGACAGAAGAACCCUAGCAAGGAAGAGCGAGAGACUUUGGUGGAGGAGUGUAACAGGGCGGAGUGCAUCCAGAGGGGGGUGUCCCCGUCGCAGGCACAGGGGCUAGGCUCCAACCUUGUCACGGAGGUGCGCGUCUACAACUGGUUUGCCAACCGGCGCAAGGAAGAAGCCUUUCGGCACAAGCUGGCCAUGGACACGUAUAACGGGCCUCCACCAGGGCCAGGCCCGGGCCCUGCGCUGCCUGCCCACAGUUCCCCCGGCCUGCCCACAACCGCCCUUUCUCCCAGUAAGGUCCACGGUGUGCGAUAUGGACAGUCUGCAACCAGCGAGGCCGCUGAGGUGCCCUCCAGCAGCGGAGGUCCCUUAGUCACAGUGUCCGCAGCCCUACACCAAGUAUCCCCCACAGGCCUGGAGCCCAGCGGCCUGCUGAGCACAGAGGCCAAGCUGGUCUCAGCCACGGGGGGUCCCCUGCCUCCCGUCAGCACCUUGACUGCCCUGCACAGCUUGGAGCAGACGUCUCCAGGUCUCAAUCAGCAGCCACAGAACCUUAUCAUGGCCUCGCUGCCUGGGGUCAUGACCAUCGGGCCCGGGGAGCCCGCCUCCCUGGGACCCACGUUCACUAACACGGGUGCCUCCACCCUGGUCAUCGGUCUGGCCUCCACCCAGGCACAGAGUGUGCCGGUCAUCAACAGCAUGGGGAGCAGCCUGACUACGCUGCAGCCGGUCCAGUUCUCCCAGCCGCUGCACCCCUCCUACCAGCAGCCUCUCAUGCCCCCCGUCCAGAGCCACGUGGCCCAGAGCCCCUUCAUGGCGACCAUGGCACAGCUGCAGAGCCCCCACGCCCUAUACAGCCACAAGCCUGAGGUGGCCCAGUACACGCACACAAGCCUGCUUCCGCAGACCAUGCUGAUCACAGACACCAACCUCAGCACCCUUGCCAGCCUCACACCCACCAAGCAGGUCUUCACCUCAGACACAGAGGCCUCCAGCGAGCCCGGGCUUCAUGAACCAUCCUCUCCCGCCGCCACCAUCCACAUCCCCAGCCAGGACCCAUCGAACAUCCAGCACCUGCAGCCUGCCCACCGGCUCAGCACCAGUCCCACGGUGGCCUCCAGCAGCCUGGUGUUGUACCAGAGUUCUGACUCCAACGGGCACAGUCACCUGCUGCCAUCCAACCAUGGUGUCAUCGAGACUUUUAUCUCCACCCAGAUGGCCUCCUCCUCCCAGUAACCAUGGUGACUGCCUCCCAGGAGCUGGGUCCCCAGAGCCUGCAUUGCCUGCACAGGGGCUGAGGAGGGCCACAGCCACGCUGCCUGGAGGAUACUGGAGCCCACCAUGCCACCUGACACGGGCUGCUGGCCUUCCCAGAAGUCUAUGCUUUCAUGCCACAGCUGUCAGGAAGGGAUGGCUCUGAGGUGUCUCAGCCUGGGAAGCGAGCCUCAAGGAACCCAGGGACAGCCCAGCCUGGGCAGUACUUUGGAUCGCCAUCCCUGCUGUUUAGAAUAGAAAACUUAAAGCUUGGAACAGGAGGAGGGGAAGCCAGUGAUGCUGGCGCCCCCAGUCAGAGCCUGCAGCCCCUCAAGGAUCUGUGCCAAGCUGAGGCCUCCGAUCAACACAGCUGCCUUCUGUGUCCUGUGGCCCCCAGGGAACUGAGGGGAAGCUAUGUAAGGCUCUCCUGGGCUUUCCCCUACCAAGCCACCCCUUCUUCCAGCCCCAGGUCCAUUUGUUACCAGCUGAUACCAGCUUGGCAUCUUGCCUCCACUAGAAAAGCCACUGCAGGGCUAAGGUUGUCAGCCCUGUUCCUUAGGAGCUGUGACUCAUGCCAAUCAGCUCCUCUGCCUGUAGGGCCCUGACAACUUCCUUCCUGGUGUGAGGGAGACCUGCAGAACUCGGAAGUCAAGGCCUGAUCAGUGGCUAGCACAGGAAGCUGAGGGCAGCAGAGAAACCACCUACGUGGCCUGGGAGCUGGCAGCGUUCUGAGGAGUGCGGGGUCCUGAGCACACCUGACUGUUCCCUCAGGCCUACUGCAGAGAACCCGGCCCCCGGGGGCUCCUGUCGGCCUGGACAGAGCCAGCACCCCCUGCAGCCUCCGGCCGGCUAUGCAAAACCCUGUGUGUUUAUUUAACUUUUAGUAAAGCCAGUAAAAAGCGAAUGGGAGCUUCCUGAUUAGCCAUCAGUGGCCGGGAGGGAAGGCAGAGUGAGGCCAGGCACAUCGACACACCUUUGUGUUUAACUAGAAAUGAGGUGGGGUGACUGUGCCUGAAUGUGUGUGUCCUCAUUACUGCAAGAAAUUCAGUGCAUGUGUGGUGCCACUCCCUGGAGUCUUGCAGCGGGGAAGAAGGAAGGUAUCUGGGGCGUGGGUGGCAGGAUCCACAGGUGGUUUAUAAGAUGCCCUCUUAACG
Apodemus sylvaticus (European woodmouse) is the source of this 3059-nucleotide messenger RNA. It is a transcript of the gene Hnf1a, whose product is annotated as HNF1 homeobox A. The transcript is spliced from 10 exons. Gene Ontology annotation, cellular component: nucleus. Gene Ontology annotation, biological process: positive regulation of DNA-templated transcription; insulin secretion; pancreas development. The coding region runs from base 1 to 1887 and encodes 628 amino acids. Gene Ontology annotation, molecular function: DNA-binding transcription factor activity, RNA polymerase II-specific; RNA polymerase II cis-regulatory region sequence-specific DNA binding. The record is from RefSeq and is a predicted model, not a curated record. NCBI's taxonomy places the organism in Eukaryota, Metazoa, Chordata, Mammalia, Rodentia, Muridae.